Molecule: messenger RNA, 10878 nt
Organism: Porites evermanni
Lineage: Eukaryota; Metazoa; Cnidaria; Anthozoa; Scleractinia; Poritidae
Source: the annotation of a GenBank genome assembly
AUGGAUAAUGACCUUCUCUGCAACUUCAGGAAAUGUAGAAAAAGGCUCAACACGUAUGCUUGGGUAAGAAUUCAGCUUAAAUAGCCCAGACCACUUUUUUUAUAUCGGGAAAUCUCAAGUUGCUUUAGCCUUUGCUGUUUUGUUUUUAAUGUUUAUAAUAAUAUCUUGAAUAAAAUAGUAGGUUUUUGCAAGUCGUCAUUUUACAUAAAAAAGUUUAAUAUUAGUGGGCCUCUAUCAAAAAGAGCAUUUUUAAGGCAGUGAAUUUGUGGGUACCAAGUUUUAGAAAAUGUGUUGGGAAUUAAUUCAGAUAUGGCUUUGAAGAGUCACAAAAAUUUAGAGACGUUUGUGAAAUUUCCCUACUUUGAGAAGCUAAGGGUUUAAAUUGCUAAUUGAUUGGAAAAAUGUCAAUUAUCCCAAGAGUUUGUGCUGAUGUUACAGUCCUUUCAUGUGCAAAAAGUAUUACUGGAAUAAAAAUUGAUAAUAUUGGCAUGUUUCCUUAAUUCAGUUCGUAACACAGAAGGACUGCCAUUUAUCAAGACUCUGGAAUUAACAGUAGCAAUUGUCAAAUAGCUUUGUAUUUUCCAACUUUUAACAGUUUGAAACUUUGUCUUCAUUCUUUAGGUUACCUCAUGCUCUCGUAUCCUUUUUUAAUUUUAGAAAACCUCUCAAAUGGAAUUCCUUUCACCAUGAAUUCUGUGUGCAGGCUAGAGUUAGUUGACCAUGCUAAAAAAAUGAAUGAAUGUUGAUACUACACCCCUCUUGUUUUAUAUCCAUAUUUAUAUAAUGCUGAAAAAGUUGUAUCCAUGUCUGUUGAUUUCCAGCUUAAUGAGGCAUGCAUACCACAAGCUAGACAGAACCCCUAGUGUGCAAAGAAAGUUAUGUCCGAUAGCCCGGGGCUAGUGGAUUUUGCUAUCGGGCUAGUGAUUUUUGUUCUUAACUUGCCCGAACAAGCAAGUGCUGUUUUUUGGGGGAAAUUCAAAUUACAGAAGGAUUGUAAUCAAUCCUGCUAAUCAAAAAGGGUUUGGGGGCUAGUUGAAAUGACUUGUGGCCUAGUACAUACUAGCUACAGCUUGCUCAAAUGGCAGGCUGUAAAACGGACUUUCUUUGCACCCUGGCAGGUUAUAAACAAGUUAGCCCACAGCACAGGCAAAUAAUAUAAGCUAAUCAAGCCGGUUUUCCAGGGGGUCUCCCACAUGACAGAGUUAUGGUUGCUCAUCCGAAAAUUAGAAUUAAAGCCAAAAAGAAAAACCAUUCUGGGUGUGGCAUGUGCAGGCCUUACAGGUAUUUGACCUCUCGAAGAAACUGUUCUAAAACAGACAAUUAAAUAAGAGCUACAGUCAAUGUAUUAAUGAUCUUGACAUCAAAUGGCCUGUCUGCAACACAGUAUGACAAUGCUUGCUUUGGUUUAUAUAGAUAUUUCUUUGGUGAUAUCUGUGUGGGUGAUAAUAUUGCUUAUCUGUUAGGAGCACUUUAAGACCAAAGUUUGCUACCUGCAAUUUAAAUGCCAGGCCCAGAAAAUGCUGAGCAAAAGGGACAAAAGGGCAUGGUUGUAAAUAAACCACUCAAACAUGUAUAUAUUUGUGUUAAAAUUAUAAAGCUAUGAUAUGAGGUCAAUAAUUUUUAAGAAAAAGGAAGCAGAGUGGCUGAGUGGUUAGAGCACUGCAGUUGCAAUCUGGAGGCCAUGAGUUCAACUCCCACUCUAAUUGAUUGCUGGAUUUGUCCUUGGUAGACCCUUGUUCUUCUUCUUGACAAUGCUUGUAAAUAGCCAACUGGUUUGCCUCUGGCCAGUUGGGAUUCUUAUCAGUGUUGUGUUUAUUUCAAAUAGUUGUUUCAGUCCCUAGUGGGUUUUUAGUAGUUUUGCAACCCAUAUUAUGUCAUUUAAAAUAAUCAAAAUACUGACCUAAAAAAGAAUAGCACGACUGGGCUAACUGCAGGUUGAUGGAACUAAGUCUACUGGUCAAUUUCAACGUAAAAGUCAAGACUGUUUAAUUUUUGAGAAAAUAUGGGACAAAAUAAAAGGAAUGAAUCUUUAUUUAAGAAAAUAAUUUUUAAAUCUGUUUUAAGCCCAUACAAUAGAAAUUAUCUUGAACUGGGUAGAAAAGAGUUAACCAGUUUAAAAUGAAAAGUUGCAAGUAAAACUAGGAAUCAGGAGUUAGGGUAGGGGUUUGAAAUUAAUAUAAUACACUGUUCUAUAUCCUUGACAACAUGAAAAGAUAUUUUCUGUGAUGAGGAUGGAACAAGAGAGUUUAACAAGAAGCUUGUGUGUCCUGCAUGUAAGUCUUGUUUAGUAAAAUGAUGAGUACACCAUUGUAUUGCCCCUGAAUUAAAACUGCCUUGUUCAUAUUUUUUUUAUUACCAGGUGAGACCAACCUCUCUGCCAAAUUUGAUGUCAUUCGGGUUGAUCUGCAAGCUUCAGAGCAAUUUAAAUCAGUAAGUCUGUGAUUUCUUGACUAGUACGACUUUCUGUGUUGACUGAAGAGACUUUUUUCUUCUAUAUAACUCUACAAAGUAUGAAAAGUUUAUAAAAGUUUAACCAACGCCUGGUUGGCGCAACUGUAUAAGCAGGAGGCCCUUGAAUCAAAUCCCGGCAGGAGCAACACUUGGGGUCUGUAAAAUAACUGAGGAGAAAGUGCUGCCUUUGUAAAGACAUCAGCAAACAGUUAGACCUUCUAGUCCUCUUGGAUAUAGUCCUGUAAGCAGAGGCUACAUUUUCGAGGUAUGAGCUGGGUUGCGCUACUUUUCGCAUGCUAUUUCACACAGCGAAAAUGUAGCCUCUGCUCGCAGGGUAUCCUAAGACCCGGUGAAUACUUACACAUAUCUGUUAUGUGCGAUGUUAAAUAACACACACACUGUUCGUAAAGAGUAGGGGAGGGACUCUAUCCUGCCAAGAAUUGGUAAAAAGUUAAGUAACAAAAAUAAAAAAAUUGUUAAAAAUAAUUCUAAUGCUUCUGCAGUCCUUAACAAAUACAUCAUUAGCAUAGAGGUACUUGUUGAGGUAGAAAUAGAGGUAGGGAUAUCGUAGGCGGCCUACGAACAUCUAAUACCAUUUCCUGACAACCUAAAGCCUGGUAUAAACGAAAAUAGAUCCACGGUAAAAGGUCAACUAUUCUUAAUGACUUUUCCCCAGACUUUCUACAAAAAAAUUUUGAAUUAAGUCCACCGUUUGGGUACUGGUAUUCUUCCUCCUUGCUUCAUAUUUACAUCCUUUUCCUGACCUGUAUCUUUGAGCACGCAUCAUUACUGUAAACUCGUAAAAUCUCAUCGCAUGUCAGAUGCUAGAUAGGAACGAAGGCGCAGUGAUAGUGUUGCAGUUGGUUUUGUGGAUAUCUCACAGCUUUUAAUAUUAUUUUUUCCACGCAAACGGACGAGAACUUAGCCUCACCCGGGCGUUCUUAGGGCUUCAUCACGCGUUACUUUAGAGGCAGGGCAAGAACCUAACAAUGAAGAAAAGAGCUCGAAGCGCGCGUCCAGCCUUGACACUUGCGUCAGUGCUCACGUCCUUCGGAUAAGAAUAGGAGGGAAUAGUUGUGAUAAGUGUAUUUCUUGAGCUUAGGCAGGGUUGUAUUUAAGCUUUUGAGUGAAUGGUACGAAAUGUAUAUGUACAUGUGCAUGUACUUGGCCCUGCAACUGAAUUUGAUAAAGCUGCGAGUUCCUUUAAUUAUUUUGUAGAUGGUACUGGCUGGUCAAAAACCUGAAGUUAUAAUGGAGAUUUGCUCGAGGGCUCUGGCAUUCUGGACAUACCAAGUAAGGAAGAUGAAUUACUGAAAUACAGCCUAAUUAGUAAGGGUGAUUAGUAAGCAGGUUGCUUUGGGGUGCAUUGUUUUGUUUUGUUGUCUUGUGUUUGGUUUUAUUAUUUAUUGAUGUUAAUAAUAAUAAUAUUAUUAUUAUUACUAUUAUUAUUAUUAUCAUUUAUUAUGAUUUUUAUUCGUGUCACGAAGCUACAAUAGUUUCUUAAACAAUGUGGUAACCAGUACGUACUAUUUAUACUACUGAUCUUUGACCUGCAGGCACAUCAGGAAAGAAUGUAUCAAGAUUAUGUAGCUAACAAGGCUAAGGAGAAGACAACUCAGUUAGAACAGUACUACAGUCAAGUUCUCUCAAAAGUGCAAACAGAACUCAAUUGUAUCCUUAAAUUACAGGGCCGGGUUGUUCAAAGCUACUUGUAGGUUAAGAUAACCCAGGGUUAGUGCUAGGUUUGAAUUCAGAUAUGAAGCUUAAAAAGCAUUUCAGUUUUAAUUCUUUUUGUCUACAAGUUGAUGAUUGGGAUCUCUUAAAAUAACAGAGAAAAUUAUCCGAGAAAAUGCUUUUGAACACAAGAAAAGGAUACCAGGGAUAAAUUUAACGCCGGGAUAAGCGCUAAUCGGCCUUCGAACAAUUGGACCCAGUCUGUUUUGCCGUUUCAUGCCUAUUGUUUGUAAGCUAGAGGUUUUAGGUUUAUUGUUGCCUUUAGUAACCAGAUAGGACCAAAUUGGAGUGCCACAAGUAAUGGCUGCACCUAGAAUGCGCGAAGCUAAAUAAGCUGGCCGUGAAAAAGAAUACCAGGGCAGAUAUCAAAGAGGCGGUUUUUUAGGGUAUGCCGGUGAAAGCGGAAAGUGUAGUAUCAAGAAAUAAAAUGAAAACUGUCUACAUGAUCAUUUGACAACUUUAUGGAAAAAAAAUCGCCGAAGAUUCCUUGGCUUAAAUCUGUCCAGCGUCAUUUUUCUCUUUUUGCUUGUUAUUUUAACAAGUAAAUAGACUCCUGGCCAAAAAUUUAGGGUCUGCUUGAAGCAGUUGUACAACCAAAAGAUUUCACAGCGAAGGGGAAGUUUAGUUAUGAUUCAGUCCUUUAAGCUUGUUAUCGCCUUUGCUUGCAAGCAAAAGUUAAGAAUUGAAAUAAUUGGGAAAUAUUGUUCGACAACAAACGGAAUGGCACAGACAAUUUAAUUAUCCAAUGGAAAUUUCUAGUUUCCUUUUUCAUGAUAAAGUUACGGAAUUGCACUCUUUCAGAAGACUUUCUUACAGCCUUAUAUCGGUUUCUGUUGGUUACUUACAUCGCUCGCUUUUGCGCGCGCCUUCGGCACUCUUGCAGUCGACUUUUGGCAAGUCUACUCUUUCAGCAGGGUGUCCAGUUCCUAUUUUUUCCUAUUUUUUGAGCCUAUUCCUAUUUUCUCCUAUUUUUAAACUAAAACCUCCUAUUUUUCGUAUUUUUUUAGCUGGUGAAGGCAAAAUUUGUAACAAAAUUGAAAAUGGAAUUAUAACUGUAUGUGUUUUUGAGUGAGAUAUAUUAUAAAUUAAGUAGUAUGUUGACUUUGAUGUUCUAAUAUUAGUAAAAAUAACAGUUAUGUUUGUUCUUUCCGUGACCUCUAUUGCCUGUUAGAGUUCUGUUGACAUUUUCGUUUUAUCGUUAGUUUUUGUAUAAUUUUCUAGUGCACGUACAUGUACAUGUAAUGUAUGUAGUGUUAUAGUUCUCCUCCUGGCUAUUGAAUAAUAUUGUGUAUAGCCCACUGAAACUGCAUUUCAGUUUCUGUACAUGUUCUAUUUUAUUUUGAAGUCUUGCUCGCUUUUAUGUUCAUCUCUGAAACUGGAAACAUGAUCAAGUUGUCGUCUCACAACACAGGCCCGAUAAAUCAUCCAAUCAGCCUCUUGUUUAAGAAGCCAAUCUUGAUCACUAGCUGAUUCUGGAUGCUACAUGAAAAGAACAGACUACAGUUUACAAAAUGUAGUUUAAGGCACUAGCUCUCUUGCUGAGCCCUUGUUAACAGCUAUACCUAAGCAUUACUGAUGAAGGAUCCAAUAUUUUGGUUGCAAAACCAGUCUUGCAGUCAUAGCUAAGCAGAGUGUUAUGUUCUUCUUAGAACCUAACCAUGACAAGCUCACAAUCUGGUACCAAAUAGAUCAGUGUCAUUUUGCGUACGCUGCAGAAAGCCUGGUUCCGUACUUAAAAUUAUGCGGUCUUUUGACUUAAACAAGCAUAUUCUCAACAAUCUACUGAUUGCAGAUUAAUGGAAGGAAAGCUUUCCAUAGGACUUUUACGUCCUAGUUCGAUAUACUUCAAUGACAACUCAAUCGUAAGAAAUUUCUAUCCUAAGAAAUUUCACUCUUCAAAGCUUUUCAAAGAUUUCAAAGAUUUGCCGCCAACUUGAAGGGAAUUUGCAUAUGAUCACCUUUGAUUACGAAACCACGCUCGACCUGUAGUCAAGCACAUCAUUCUCAUUACAGCAUAACUGAGGCAGUAAACUAAAUGUUACUAAUCAUUUUCACCCCUUCUUAGCCGCAAAAGUUGAUCUCAAUCCUGCGAACGUAGAAUCUGAGGACUCUUGGCCUUUAUUGUAACCCUGAUGGGGUGCAGGGAGCUUAUCUUUGUCCACAAAAGUACUAUUGAUUUUCCUAUUUUUCUCCUAUUUUUCAAUACAAAGUUUCCUAUUUUUCCUAUUUUCUCAAUCCUGAGUUUCCUAUUUUCCUGUUUUUUUGAGCAACCAUGCUGCUGGACACCCUGUUUCAGUUAUACAGUCGAUUCCUGAUAAUUCGAACCUUCAAGGGAAAUAGAAAAAAGUUCGAGUUGUCGGGAGUUCGAGUUAUCGUGGGUAAAAUUAUAUGGAAAAUGAUCUGAAGGGAAAUGAAAAUUACUUCGAGUUGACGGGAGGCUCGAGCUAUAGAGGGUUCGAGUUACCGGGAGUCGACUGUAUCUCUAUUUAUCUAACACAACGUAUUGUUCAAGAGAACUCUUGAUAUUGUUCCAUCCUUGAAAAAUCAGUGGUUCCUUAACUGCACUUAAUAAUUUCAACAGCAUUAAAAUCGCAAGCGUCAAGUAAGUAUUGAAAGCCAUUGGCGGCACUAUUACUGGCCAGGCGGUGUGCGUCACGACCCACAAAGGUUCAUGGGUAAAACUGUUACUGUGCCUCAUUUCAAUCGUGACUCGGUCGAGUUCGCAUCUCGUAAGAGAAAUGAAUCAAACCCAGGGAUCAAAACACUGCUGCCUUUUCCCAAAAAACAUUACGGAAGAGAGCAAUUUCGAGAAUUUUCAAGAUCUCAUAGUGGCCUUAGAUGCUUGCUAUUGGUUUCAUAAGGCAAUUUCAAGAAGUUUAUCGCGAUUCGGAGACGAUCGUGCGAUUUAGCCGACUUUGAGCGGCGACUAAUUUCCUGCUUCUCAUAAGAUUUUAUGGACUGUUUGGUUUAUAUGUAUGUUUUUAUCUCAUAGUGAAAGAGAUCUGUAGUUCAUACCUGGAUUUGCUUGACUAAAAAAAAAUUCGUCCAUUAGAAGUGUUUAUAUAUUUGAUGGACUUUGUUACCGGCAAAGCAGGGGGAGCGCGUGCAAACAUCGUCUCUCAUAACAAUUUUAUUUUCAUCGACAAGUUUAUAUUAUUUUGAAAACAGUGCCCGUUUGGAAUCCUUAUGCGCAAAUAAAUCUUUUAUCAGGCAAGGGGAAAACAGACCGAAAUGUUCAUUACUUACUAGUUUAAAAAGUGUUCUCUUAAGCCCUUUUUAAAUUUUGACAAUGAAUCGGCACAUAUUAGAGAAUCUGGUAACGAGUUCCAUUUAUCUAUAUAUCUAUGCCAGAAAGAGAAUUUUAAAAUAUUAGUUCUUGAAAAAGGUUUCCAAAUCUUCCUACUAUUUCUUGAUGGUACAAAGGGCUCUUUAAAGACUGAUUAUUGCGUGUCAGUUGAAUUAAUAUUAUUAUUAUUAUUAUUAUUAUUAUUAUUAUUAUUAUUAUUAUUAUUAUUAUUAUUAUAAAUAAUAUUUGCAGCCAUUUACUUGCAUGUUUUGCUUAUGACAGCUGACAAGAAGGAUUUGGACGACGCAAAAAAGCGAUGUAAUGAACUGUCAGAAAAGCUAAUGGAAAAGAAUAGACAGUAUCUCAAGCUGCAGGUGCGUCUAAAUGUUCUAAAAUUUCUUUAAGCUUUUCAUGAUGGCUAAAAGUAUCCGUGAAUCUACCCCGUUCUAGCACAAGCGCCUUCUGCGUAUGGCAAUUUCAUGUUCUUUGGCAAAGUAGUCGUCCUAAUCUGUUAGGGCAGGGUGGUCAAUAAAUGUAUUUACAGCGAGUAUGGCUUCUUUGUAUUCAAAACCAUUCCUUAGAGGACAACUAAGGCUUCCGUUUUAUGUUUCCUUUUUGUACUAUCGUCUUAUUUUAUCAUUUGCAAUCUAGACUCGUAAAGUAAGCAGAUACGUUUGAUAUGGUGUUUGGAAUUUGUUAGUGAGUCCUUGAAUUUGUUGGGCUCCUAAAUUUGUGAAGAUACUUCCUUAAAUUUUUUGAAUUAAUAACAGCAAAACCUCAAACAAAAAUUUGUUUCUUUUUACUACAAACACAGGGGAUGUACGACUCUCUUAGGAGGUAAGUAACUGGUUAGAGACAAGGUUUUUCUAAAAGAAAUAGUACAAUUCUAAAUGACGCAACAUUCAGUCUUCAGGUUAUUGUGAAGGCUUAGUGUAUCCGGUGUAGUGUCUGCACGUCAGAGUGGUCCUAGAUGGUUACGGAUUACACUCUCAGAAAAAGAACGCACAUUUUCAGUCCGCCAUAUAUUCACACAAUUCCCACAAUCCAUUACAAGCAAGGGCACAGGAAACCCAAUAAACGAUCACUACACCCAGACAAGGUUAAAGGUGACAAACAGCUAGAAUUCUGUUAUUUUCGUUGACUGAAAACAAUAGUUGUCAGGGGUACCCAACGACUGUUUUCUGUAAAAUAUCUGUUCCGAGAAGCAAAUAUUGCCUAGAAUUUUCUAUUACUCGUGAGGACAGCGAUGCGAUGGAGAGAGGAAUAAGAAAAUGCCUCACUUUCGUAACAGGUCAAAUUGCAUCUAAAAUUGUCGGAAAAAUAAUACUCGAGCCCUUGUAAUUUCCAAAAGACUGAAGUUCCCCGAGGAUGACCGAACAGGUGCAAAUUUUAUAGCGCACCUUAGAAUGCAUUUCUAGCGAUCUACAUGUAAAAUUACUUUGGAUAGCCUAAAAGGUGUUUUCAUUGUAUUGUGGAGGAAAGCGUCGUUGGGUGUUCCUGAGUGGUUUAUUCAUUUGAUUCUUACGAGUUCUUACAACUUGACGAAUAGAACGUAUGGUGGGCUAAAAGUUUUCAAAACAAUCUGGGACUCGUGAUCAGGUGGAUGGCUUGGCGGUUAAAUAUUGUACUUUGGCAGAAGAUUUCCUCUACAUGUUGGCGGGAUUCUGCCAGACGAAGAACUUAUGGCGAAUUAACACAGAUAUUUGUGAUAACUUGAGUGUACUUUUUUCCCCUCAGAAAAAGCAUAACGCCUUCCGUGUUGGAGGGACGUGACGAACACUUCUUGGAGUCAAGAGGGACCGGAGGACAAAUGAAGCACAUAUUUGAGAUACCUCUUGGAACUGGUGCAGGUAAAACUCUUUCAGAUUUGCAGAAUCCUUUAAUUAAAGGAGGCAACGUCACGUAAUUUAAGCUUUAACUUGAAUAUCUAUAAAACUGCAUAGUUUAAACUUGAAUCUGAUGAACACAUGUCUGGGAGCGGCCCACCUCAUUUACGAUGUCUCUUCACGCGCUCAAGGACUAGUGGGAUUAAAGUAAAGUCACGUGGUUUCUCAAGGGGCAAACAAGUGAUAAUAUCUGCGAAACAAGAAAUCGCGUUCGAGUUUAUUCAUUCUGGGCAACAAAAAACGAACAAUUUAUCGUAAAGAAAAUAAUUGUACAUUAUUGGUGGAAAGGACCAUUGUUACCUUUUUGGAUGCAGCUUUUUAGCGACCUUAGGUGUCCUCACCAGCAAGCGAUAAUUAUGUGUUUUACUAGAAUCAAAUGUUCUUAAUACAAUAACCUCCAAGAACUAAAACUCGAGGUGCAUUUUCCGUAGAUUUAAUUCGACGUACAGCAAGUGCAGCUGAUAUCAGAUAUCCAGCAGAAAGUACGUACACACUUCUUGUAUGUAUCUGAAAGCUAGUUUCCUGGAGGAGAGUUCUGUAGCAGUCGUUAAUUUAUUAAAAUGUUUAAUGUUCUCUGCUGGUAGCAUUUCCACACCAAACGCUUCAUUUUCAAUACUUUGUAUUUUUAAAGAACACUAUUGGUGUCUGUUAUUCAUGUAUGUGUAGUUUAUGUAUUAUGUCAAGUAAAACCAGCCAGAAAAAUGACGUAACCCUUCUCCACAUUCUCGACAAAUGUUUCUGAGCCUAACUCCCUUUCCUCUUUUAACUUUAAAUGACUUUACCUUGUUUAACGAAGGCAAGUUUUUUCGAUACCUCUAAUUAAAGUAUUUAGUUCUGGAAAGUGCUGAGAACGUAGUCAUCAUCCAACCGCAUGUUUGGAAGAGGUUCUUCGAUGUCCUACAGAUUGAUUGACAAGUAUUCUUUCUAAAAUGCUUCUCUCAACGGUUUUGUAUGUGGUGCUAUGGAGCUGACAUUGUCAAAUUCCCUGUAUAUUACAGUUUAGGUGAAUCAAAGAGUACAACACAUAUUGUAUGUUAUACUGGUCCCCAAACCUGUGGCCCAGAGAUGACAAAACCCUUAACUGAUCACCCGAUAUUAGUCGUCACACCUCCGUUAAGCUGUUACGAUAACGUUAGCCGUUCAAGUCGUUGCUUUUCUGCAUUCGUUUAUCUCGCAUGAAAGAAAAAAAAGUGAAAAAAAAAACAAAACAAAUUAUAUUCUACUUUUUAAACUUUAACUGGCAUAAUAUGGGGCAUCCUUAUUCCUUGCCUAUGAGCAUUAUGGGUUUCUGUUAUUGAUCUAAUGUUGUUGUUCGUCAGGAGAGUUUCACGUUUUUGACUCAUCUGUUGGGGAGUCAGUCCACCGUGCUGCAACUCCAAGCUUGAGACCAUCGCACGACCAAGAAGAAGCCACUCGAAAGUUCACUUUGGAUUUUGCGGGAACACCUGGUAUAAGCAAAAGACUGGGACAGAAGGAAAAUAGCAGAGAUUAGUUGAUGUUGGCGUUGGCGCUGUCUUGCAC